GCGGCUGUGGGGUAGUGGCACGCUAACGAAUGCCGCUCAGACAUGAUACGAAUGUACGUACUGACCAUCAAGAUAACAACACCUUAUCACGUUACCAGGCAGACGGAAUUAUGAUGCCACCUCCAUGGCCCUCGGUUAGAUUCCACGGCAACCGAGGGUACUACUCAUAUACAUAAUCAGGGGGGUGCCGAUGCACACUGUCAUAUCAUCACUCGUGCCUAAGUGCAACUUACAGCCUCAGAUUCUAUUACUCACUUUGAUAUGGCUAUCACUGCAUGGGAAAGCAGAGUUGCUGCUAAACAACAAGCCUGCCGCGACAAGAUACCAAAAGAAUGGGUUCUCCCAGCAUCCAUCACGAAUCUGCUUCAAGCACCGCUUUCGGACCAUCCAAACCGGGUGAACGAGAUGGACAUCCCCCGAAAAUCGGGCAUCAUGAGCGAGAAAGAGCUGAAUAUAACCGAGAAAUUCACUGUUGAGGAGUUGUUGCAACAGCUAAGAAAGGGUGUUCUAUCGUCACUAGAAGUCACGAUAGCUUUUUCCAAAAGAGCGGCUAUGGCACAGCAGCUGCUUUCUUGCCUUACCGAAACGUACUUUCCAGAAGCACAGGACCGAGCACGCUUCCUCGAUGGUGAAAGAGCUGCUGGCCGCAUCGUAGGGCCCCUUCAUGGUUUACCGAUAAGCGUCAAAGACGGUUUUCAGAUUGCGGGAACAGCGGCAACCAUCGGAUUUGUCUCUUUCCUAGACCACGAGUUAUCUGAGAAGAACUCGCCGCUGGUGGAUAUGCUGCUGGAGCUGGGCGCAGUCAUAUAUGUCAAGACUAAUAUCCCGCAGACACUUAUGACGGCUGACUCACAUAACAACAUCUUCGGACGCACAUUGAAUCCCCAUAACACUGCUUUGACGGCAGGAGGAUCUAGUGGAGGAGAAGGUGCACUCGUUGCAUUCCGAGGAUCGCUACUUGGUAUUGGAACGGAUAUCGCAGGCUCUAUCCGUAUACCGUCCCUCUGCUGUGGCACAUAUGGCUUCAAGCCUUCUACUGAACGUAUCCCAUACGGUGGCCAGCCUUCUCCAGUCCGAGAUGGCUUGACCUUCUUUGAACCUUCUGCUGGACCGAUAGCAAACGACAUCCAGGCAUUGAACCUCCUAUGUCGGUCAGUUCUAUCCAUGAGACCAGCCAUGUACGACGCCACUACUCUAGAUGUUCCCUGGAGAGACUUGGAAGUACCGCCGAGCGUGCCGAAACUAAGGUUUGGUCUUUUGACCGAAGACCCAGCGUUUCCGUUACAUCCACCGGUUAAAAGAGCACUGGCUCAAGCUGUAAGUGCUCUGGAAGCCAAGGGUCAUCAGGUUGUUCCAAUAUCGCCGUCGCGCGCACAAGUCUCCAAUGCGCUAGCGCUCGCGUUUGCUUAUUUUGGGCUCGACGAUCCCCCAGCACAUAUAGCCGCUAGUGGUGAGCCGCUAGUACCAUCAGUCAUUCAAGCUAUGCAAGCGUUUGGUGCCUUCAAAUGUGAUUUUCUGGCUGACUGCGAGGGUCUGCAAGGCAUUCCGAGGUUGGCAGCGCUCAAUGUGAAGAGGCAGUCAAUCGCGGAUGAGUGGAGGAAAGUUUGGAGGGAUGAGAGACUGGACGCGGUAAUCGGACCGUCGGCGCAGAAUACUGCAGUUGCGCAUGAUACAUACGGGUUGCCACCGUAUACGUUGCUACUAAACGUAUUGGAUUAUCCCGCCUGUGUCCUGCCGUUUGGCAGAGCGUCGAGCGCUCUGGAUCCCGAGCCUCUGAUCAUUGGAGCUGGUCAAGUAGGUCCAAGCUACGAGCCCGAGCUCGUACACGGCGCACCAACCUCAAUCCAGGUCUUCACGAAUAAGAUGCGCGAUGAGGAAUGCCUACGGAUGGCCACCAUCGUAGAUGAGUGCUUGAGGGCUGUGUAGACUGGAUGAUGUAUAGCAUCUGAUUGGAGGAACACAAGCAUAAGACAUUCGUUCCCGUUCCUCCCGCAUACUUUGAAGAUUAUUUGGCAUACUAGACCUGCUUUCGCACUAAUUCUUUCUGCUUUCUCAUGGUGAUCGAGCUGUGUUGCGUUUUCUGAGGGGUAGUUGCAGUCCGCCUGGUUGAUUGAGUCAUCAGCUAGCGUCUUCCACAUUGUCCAACACCGAAAGCUGCCGCUGCCUAUAUUUG
Alternaria alternata is the source of this 2173-nucleotide messenger RNA. Its product is annotated as amidase. The record is from RefSeq and is a predicted model, not a curated record. NCBI's taxonomy places the organism in Eukaryota, Fungi, Ascomycota, Dothideomycetes, Pleosporales, Pleosporaceae. The coding region runs from base 262 to 1926 and encodes 554 amino acids. The transcript is spliced from 6 exons.